GUUCUGCCGCGCCUGCGCUCCCACCGCGUGUCCGCAGCUCUGCCCCACCUCACAUCCGCGCCCGCAAUCCACGCCUCCGUCGCCGCAGCCCUUCCUCCGCGCAGCGUCCGUCCAUCCAUGGCUCUCCCUACACGCAGCGUCGUGCCGCUUUCCACAAUCCGUGCCUCAAUCCCCUUCCUUCGCGCAGCACCCUUCCAUCCAUGGCUCGCUUCCAGAAAUCCCCCUACCUACGGCGCAGCGUCGCAGUCCGGAAUCCACCCCCAAAAUCACUACCCGCUCUGCGGCGAUGGAAGGGAAUCAAAACGCGUGCUUCCCCCUUCCAUCCUCGACGUUGCGCGGAUUGCAUGGCCAUCGUUUCGCGCCCCCAAUCCGUCGAUGCAAGGAACGCGUGCUUCCCCCUUCCAUCCUCGACGCUGCGCGAAUUGCAGAUUGCGGAUUGCAUGGUCAUCGUUUCGUCCCAGUUCAUUGCCCGCAUCAGAUGGAAGGGCGCCCCGAUCUGCCUCACCUCCAUCAAUGAGGUGUCUGCCUUUCUUGCAUGGAGACGCCAAAGAGAAGGAACCAGUCACUAAGUCGGCCUCUGUACGGUCCAUGAACAUACAUCAACGGAGCGUGAUGUCCGCUCCGGUUCAGACUUCACCUCCUUGAAUGUUUCCGACAUGAGCGCCGAGUCGAUAAGGAGGACACAGUACCCCAGCUUCAUUGACCGCCCGUCUAACCUGAGGGUGUUCUCCUUUGCUGAAUUGAAGAGUGCCACCCGCAACUUCCGCCGGUCUCUCAUGGUUGGCUAGGGUGGCUUUGGCUGUGUGUACAGGGGUGUCAUCAAGACCUCCGACGAUCUGAACGAACGAAUCGAGAUCGCUGUUAAGCAGUUGAAUCGUAAAGGACUUCAGGCAAGUGUUUCUCACCAUCUUUUAUUUUGCCCCCAAAGAAUAUGUAUGAGAGCUGUGUAUCUAAGGUAGAAAAUAAUUAGGCUUUACAACACAAGCUGCUGUAGUUUUUGUCAGUUCUCACCAUCUUUUCAGGAACAUCAUAGUCAGCAGAUCAAAAUCACGUCGCAAACCUCAUUGUCACACUUAAUCAUGUGCUUCUCAGUCCUAGGUUUCACUUCUGUUUUUUAAUCUCAUGAUGAAAUAUGAACAAACUGAAUUGUUGCAACAUGGUAUUUUAAAAUGAGGGCACCAGUCCCCCUAGGCGCCAUAUGAUUUUCCUUUUGCAAAGGAAACUCUAAAUCUGGUUAACUUGUUUAUCUUGUAUUUUCAUGUACUUGAAACUGUGUGUUUUUUAGACUUAUCACUUAUCAGUCCUCACAGUGUUGCUGUUUGUAUUUUGUUUCUAAAAACUUUUACGGGUUGCUUGCCUAAGUAAGUCUUCAUAAACAUUUAAGUGGUGAUGCUAUUACAUGCUACUUUUAAUAAACCAUUGCUUUCAACUAAAGUUUAUAUUGCUAUUAGAUAAAGUUCUCAUCACUUUUACAUUACUAAUGCAAUUUUGGAUUGUUGGCAGGGUCCAAUUUUGUGGAAGGAAUGCUUUUUCUCCCCUUGCCUUUUCGGUUAGAAAUCUUGGUAUUUAAAUCACCCCUUUUUGGUUUGUGGUUGUGCCCUCUCCCCACAUGAGGUGAUUUAAAUACCAAGAUUUCUAUUAUUCAAUUGAUUCCUUGAUCAUUUCCUUUCCAGAUUAGUGAAAGGUCUCCCUUGCUUUAUUUUCAUCGAAAACAAAGCGAACCACAAUCUUAGUCUCCAAGGUCAAUUUCUGACGGUGGCACUCCAAAAUCUAAUCACGAUGGCCUAAUAGCUUGAGUGUUGAACGCAAUAUUUCAGAUUCAUACCUAUAUGAUACUUGGAGCAGCAAUAUGCAUAGUGUCGCCCUUUUUCAUACCCUAAAGUAUAAAAUAUAGGGCACACACUUACAUGUCAAAAUUUAUUAUUCAAAGGAAAUAACAACGUUCUUUUUGCUAAAUGUUCUUUAGCAAUUUGAUUAGUCAAAGAGGUUGCUUGUUUUUUUGUGGG
Molecule: messenger RNA, 2006 nt
Organism: Zea mays
Lineage: Eukaryota; Viridiplantae; Streptophyta; Magnoliopsida; Poales; Poaceae
Exons: 2
Coding region: 118-645 (175 amino acids)
Source: RefSeq, marked predicted